GCAGCCAGAAAUGAUCUCUGCAUUCUGUUCCCUUCCAGGUCUCUUCACACUAUUGGUUGAAGAUUUUGGGGUCAAGGGGGUGCAGGUUGAAGAGAUCUAUGAUCUGCAGAGCAAAUGCCAAGGGCCUGUGUACGGGUUCAUCUUCCUGUUCAAGUGGAUCGAGGAGCGCAGAUCCCGCCGGAAGGUCUCCACCCUGGUGGAUGAGACGUCGGUGAUUGACGAUGACAUCGUUAAUAACAUGUUCUUUGCUCACCAGCUCAUUCCCAAUUCCUGUGCCACGCAUGCCCUGCUGAGUGUCCUCCUGAACUGCAACAAUGUCGACCUGGGCCCCACGCUGAGCCGCAUGAAGGAUUUCACCAAAGGAUUCAGCCCUGAGAGCAAAGGCUAUGCCAUCGGGAACGCCCCGGAGCUGGCCAAGGCCCACAACAGCCAUGCCAGGCCGGAGCCACGGCACCUGCCGGAAAAGCAGAACGGGAUCAGCGCCGUGCGAACCAUGGAGGCAUUUCACUUUGUCAGCUAUGUCCCCAUCAAGGGACGUCUGUUUGAGCUGGACGGCCUCAAGGUUUAUCCCAUUGACCACGGGCCUUGGGCUGAUGACGAAGAAUGGACAGACAAAGCCAGGAGAGUAAUCAUGGAACGGAUCGGCCUGGCCACUGCAGGGGAGCCCUACCACGACAUCCGCUUCAACCUGAUGGCGGUGGUGCCCGACCGCAGGAUGAAGUACGAGUCCAAGCUGCACAUCCUGAAGAUGAACCGCCAGACGGUGCUGGAGGCGCUGCAGCAGCUUAUCCGAGUAACUCAGCCUGAACUGAUCCAGACUCAGAAGCCCCAGGAGUCUCAGCCUUCUGAAGAGUCCAAGCCGGCCAGCAGCAAGAUGGCAGCCCCAGAGAGCACCCAUCCAGACAGCAGCGACGAGCCCGCCGGCCAGGGUCACGCUGCAGCCACGCAGAGCCCCCCCAGCAAAUGCAAACCGGUGGCAAAGCCAUCCGUGAGCAGUAUGAACGGGGCGCCUCCGGCAAACCCCAACCCCAUCGUGCAGAGGCUGCCGGCCUUCCUGGAUAACCACAAUUACGCCAAAUCCCCCAUGCAGGAAGAGGAAGACCUUGCAGCCGGAGUGGGUCGCAGUCGGGUGCCAGUCCGGCAGCACCAGCAGUACUCGGAUGAUGAAGAUGACUACGACGAUGACGAGGAGGAGGAAGUUCGUAACACCAACUCAGCCAUCAGGUACAAGAGGAAGGGGCAGGUAAAGCAAGAGCACGCGGCGGCGUCUGCGGACGGCCAGCUCUCGGUCCUGCAGCCCAACACCAUCAAUGUUCUGACUGAGAAGCUGAAGGAAUCUCAAAAGGACCUUUCCAUUCCCCUGUCCAUCAAGACAAGCAGCGGCGGCGCUGCCGUGGCCGUCGUCACCCAUUCCCAGCCUUCUCCCACCCCCAGCAACGAGAGCACGGACACGGCCUCGGAGAUCGGCAGCGCCUUCAACUCCCCGCUGCGCUCGCCCAUCCGCUCGGCCAACCCCACGCGCCCGUCCAGCCCCGUCACCUCGCACAUCUCCAAGGUGCUCUUUGGCGAGGAGGACGGGCUGCUGCGCGUGGACUGCAUGCGCUACAACCGCGCCGUCCGGGACCUGGGGCCCAUCAUCAGCACGGGCCUGCUGCACCUCACCGAGGACGGCGUGUUCUGCCCGCUGGCUGUUGCAGAUGGGGGAAAAGGUUCCCCCUCUUCCAUCAAACCCGGUGAAGAGACCCAGGUCGCUAUCAAGCUGGAAGAGAAGGAGGGCAGUGAGGCCAGUGACAGCAAAGAGAAGGUGGGACUUGGCAGGACCAGUGAUCACCCUGGGGGGGAAAAGUAUUCUCCCAAGGAGCUGCUGGCGCUGCUGAAGUGUGUGGAGGCAGAGAUCGCAAACUACGAGGCCUGCCUGAAGGAGGAGGUGGAGAAGAGGAAGAAAUUCAAGAUUGAUGACCAGAGGAGAACCCACAACUACGACGAGUUUAUUUGUACCUUCAUCUCCAUGCUGGCCCAGGAAGGCAUGCUGGCAAGCCUCGUAGAGCAGAACAUCUCCGUCCGCAGGCGCCAGGGAGUCAGCAUCGGACGCCUCCACAAGCAGAGGAAGCCGGACCGCCGGAAACGCUCCCGGCCAUACAAAGCCAAGCGCCAGUAGCCUCGGAGUCGAGACUGUGAGAAGCAGCUGGGCCCCGUGGCUUUGGGCAGUGACGCUUGGAUUUGUGUUACCCGUUGCCCAAGGAAGAGAGGACCCCCUGUGAGAGGCCCUUGGCUGGAUCCUCAGUGCUCGCACCCUUAGUGUUAUGUAAAGGGGGAGCCUGGGCGCAAACGGAAAUGGGGUUUUCCUCUGAGCCCAAGUUGUGAAAGGCAGAAAUGCCUUGUCCUAAGGGGAGCCCCUGUAGCUGC
This is a messenger RNA of Tinamus guttatus (white-throated tinamou), 2406 nucleotides long. Lineage: Eukaryota; Metazoa; Chordata; Aves; Tinamiformes; Tinamidae. The record is from RefSeq and is a predicted model, not a curated record.